Dromiciops gliroides (monito del monte) is the source of this 4837-nucleotide messenger RNA. RefSeq names its product WW domain containing transcription regulator 1 (gene WWTR1). The record is from RefSeq and is a predicted model, not a curated record. Gene Ontology annotation, cellular component: cytoplasm; nucleus. Bases 84 to 1313 code for a protein of 409 amino acids. Gene Ontology annotation, molecular function: transcription coactivator activity; transcription corepressor activity; protein binding. Gene Ontology annotation, biological process: hippo signaling; positive regulation of transcription by RNA polymerase II. NCBI's taxonomy places the organism in Eukaryota, Metazoa, Chordata, Mammalia, Microbiotheria, Microbiotheriidae. The transcript has 6 exons.
CCGCCCCCGCGCCCGCCCCCUUUUAAUAAACCUGCAGCUCGGUGUGUAAGUGUGUGAGUGAGUGUGAGAUCGGGAGGCGCGCGAUGAAUCCCGCUCCAGUACCCCCGCCUUUGCCGCCCCCGGGGCAGCAAGUCAUCCAUGUCACGCAGGACCUCGACACUGAUCUCGAAGCGCUGUUCAACUCCGUGAUGAACCCCAAGCCCAGCUCCUGGAGGAAGAAGAUCUUGCCGGAGUCCUUCUUCAAGGAGCCCGACUCCGGUUCGCACUCGCGUCAGUCCAGCACCGACUCGUCUGGCAGCCACCCGGCCCGGCUGAGCGGCGGCGGCGGCGGCGGCGGCAUCGCCGGGGGUGCCCAGCACGUCCGUUCGCACUCGUCGCCCGCCUCCUUGCAGCUGGGCACUGGGGCCGGGGCUGCGGCCAGCGCGGCGCAGCAGCACGCGCACCUACGCCAGCAGUCCUACGACGUGACCGAUGAGCUGCCGCUACCUCCCGGCUGGGAAAUGACCUUCACCGCCACCGGCCAGCGGUACUUUCUCAAUCACAUAGAAAAAAUUACUACGUGGCAAGACCCUCGGAAGACAAUGACCCAACCUUUAAACCACAUGACCCUCCACCCUUCGGCAACUCCUAACCCAAUGCCUCAGAGAUCGAUGGCAAUGUCUCAGCCCAACCUUGUGAUGAACCACCAGCACCAGCAGCAGAUGGCAUCUAACACCACUCUGUCCCAGCAGAACCACCCAGCCCCAAACCCACAGGCGGGCUUAAUGAGUUUGCCCAAUGCCCUAACCACUCAGCAACAGCAGCAGCAGAAACUACGCCUCCAGCGGAUCCAGAUGGAAAGAGAAAGAAUCCGAAUGCGUCAGGAGGAACUCAUGAGACAGGAAGCUGCUCUAUGUCGACAACUUCCCAUGGAAUCAGAGACAAUGGCCUCCGUUCAGGCUGCUGGGAACACACCUGCCAUGGCCCAGGAAAUCAGACCAAUAACAAAUAAUAGUUCAGAUCCUUUUCUCAACGGUGGGCCGUACCAUUCCAGGGAGCAGAGCACGGACAGUGGCCUAGGCUUAGGAUGCUACAGCAUCCCAACGACUCCUGAAGACUUCCUCGGCAAUGUGGAUGAGAUGGACACAGGGGAGAAUGUAGGACAGACACCGAUGACUCUAAAUGCCCAGCAGACCCGUUUCCCCGACUUCCUUGACUGUCUUCCUGGAACAAACGUUGAUCUUGGGACUUUGGAGUCAGAUGACCUGAUCCCAAUCUUCAAUGAUGUGGAGUCUGUCCUUAACAAAAGCGAGCCCUUCCUGACCUGGCUGUAAUCUUCGCUCUUGGCCACCUCCCAUAUCCUCCGUUUCCUUCUCUGCUUUGGAAAAGAGGUGGAGCCCAAAAAGUUCUCAAGAUUUCCAGUGACUCUUUUACAUCCAUGUGGUCAAUUGAAAUUAUUGUCUGGAAUUGAUUGACAAGAACUUAAGCCUAAAUAAUAGAAAUACAGAUUUUCUCCCUACUUUUUAAAUGCAUCUGUUUGCUACAGCAUACUGGCUAAGGCAUGCCUGUAGCCCAGAUUUCAGGGAGAGAGGACACAGGGUUGUUUCACCUCUUCUCUUUUUUCAUUGACCUGUGAAGAAGCUUGUGGGUGUUAGUUUAAAACAAAAGCUGACAAAUAAGGGGAAAAAAAAGUUUGAUGUGACAGCUUCAGCCAGGAUCCCUGCACCAGAUUAGUCCCCAAGUGCAGGUCAGUAGCUAUAUUUAUGACAAUAAUACCAAAUGCUUUACAAAAGUAAAGAAAUAAAACUAUUUAACUUAAGCUUUCAAGAAAUCAUUGUAUUGUUAGUCAAAUAGUACUGUAUGGAAUGCAGAGUAGCUUCAAAUCCGUGCUGGCUAUGAUAAUAAUAAUUAUUAUCAUUCUAUAUUUGCAGAGGCACGGACAGUACUGUUAUAGUUUACCCUCCAGUAUAUUACUAUAUAGCUUCCAGACAAUGAACAAUUCCAAUUUCAAAAGUAGCAGAUUGUCUAGUAAUCAUUUUAUUCUAAAGAUGCCAUAAAAGAGCCCACAUCGGUACUAACCACCACCGCCACUAGAAAAACAAACCAGUGGAAUGAAACAUGCAAUUAUAAUGAAAUGCAACUCAGAUUUUGAUGUUUAUUUUUAUUAAGCACUCACUGUAAUUUUGUAACUGAUUAGAAUUAGCAACAGAUUUUUUUUUUUUAAUACAUCUGUGGCAACUGCUUCUUUGAUUCUGGGAGAUUAAUCCUAAAAUAUAUCAGGGUAGAAAAGUGUGGCACAAUUUACAACUUGACAAUAGAUUAACCAGUUGCCUUUUUUUUUUUUUUUGUAAGUCGGUCUUGUCACCAAGACAAUAAUGGAUUGAAACAGACAGUAUCGAUGAAACUGUAAUCGGGAAAUGACCGAUCACUGAAUGACCUGUAAACAAAUGCCUGAUUUAUGGGGAGGGUUCAUGGUGGAGGCAAAUGUUUUUGAAAUCAGCCAAACUAUUCCCUGUCUGCAAAUUCUAUUAUCCAAAACUUUUUUGCUUGCUACCAUUGGUAUAAAAGGCAUAUUAUCACAUAUACUCAAUACCUCUCAUAUAAUCAAGAAGAGUUUCUUUUUGAGAUGUUUAGGACUGAGAGUGCAUAAAGUAUAGCCAGCAUUCAGCGCCCUGAAUAUGCCAAUGACGUCCUCAAGUGUUUUAGUGGGUUUUUUUUGAACUGUCAUUAUUUAUAAUCUAUGAAUUUAAUCUUUUUAAAAAAUUUAACAAAAUGCAAUACUUUUUAAAGGCAUUAUUAUUAAUUCCAGUCUCUGAGCUAGACUCUUCCAAGGUCCUAGCAAAGAAAGGAGGCUGAUCACUCAUUUAAGUGUUUUUAUUUGUUGAGGGUCUGUUAAUUCAGAUUCUUUCUUAAAUAUUAGAAGGUGCAAGAAGAAGUACAGACUAUCUUUUAUCUUGCUGGGAAGAAAGCAGGUGAAAAGGUCAGAGUUCACGUCGCAAUAUUAUGGAAACAUAUGGAAAGGUUGAAAGUCAAGAAAUGGACAGGGAUAGAAAUGUAAUCAUGCCCCAGAGUUGAGGAACUUUACAUGGUAGGUGCCCAAAUAGAAGGUGUUGACAGAGUUUUAUGAAAACAGUUUUCUAUGAUAACUUUUAUACCAAAAGAUUUUUCCAUUAUAUUUAAAAAAAACAAACGACUUUGGUGCACUUUACAUUGGAGAGAAAGACAAAAGAGGGAAUAAGAAAGAUGAAGCUUAAACUACUGUUACUUCCAAAACAAAGAAACUUUUUUUUUCUAAAUAAAUACUAGAAUGGGGGGGGGGGGUUGCUCCCUUCCCCCCCUCCAUGUUUGUCUGAUGAUCUCCCUUUCCCCCUUUCUGUUCUCUCCCUUCCUGGUCCCAAUACCCCCUUCCUUUCCUUCAUUAUUUUCAUCCCUGUCCUGCUUUCUUCCUUCCUACACCCAAGGAGGGGGAGAGGGGCGCGAAGAGAGCAGCAGUAUGGGAAUGUUUUUCUCCUCCACUAAAUUGAAGGGAGCACUGAUUUCUCCUCCUAUUUUGCUAGAAAUAAUUGCAGAAAGAGGGAAACAAUCUUUAGAACAAAACAAGGGACCUAACAAGGCUAAGCAGUGUUACUGUAUUUUUUUAAGAUUUUUUUUUUCCUUUUUAAGACUUGUUUUCAGGUUAUCAAAUUAAAUCUGAAAUAGCGAUCCCUCAUUGCCUUUUUUAAAAAUACAUGAUUGGGGAUUUACAGAGCCUAUUUUCAGAAAUGAAUAUUGUAGUAUGCUAUACUUGGAAUUAUUAAAUAUUAGGUGAAUUUUUCUGUUCUUUUUUUUUUAGAGAAACUAGUUGAGCAUUUAUUAUUAAAGAAAUUACAUUUUUCUCCAGAUUAAAGCAAAGCAUUGAUCAAUACUGUGUUAUCACUUGAAUAAAGCCAAGUAGAGUGUUCUUUUAACACGUAAAACAUUGUUUCAAAAAGAAAGAAGGAAGGAAGGAAAACUAAAGUUAGAAAACUUGAAGCAUUAACAUUAAUAGUUUCAGAUGACUAUUAUCUUAGACCUCCCACCAAAUUAAGCAGAAGGUGCUAUCUUAUAAGUUUUUGUUAGAUUUUAAAGCAACUGCCAGGCUGUCAGUUCCUUUUAGUUUGAAAUGACAAUGAUGAGCUAAAAGAAAAUUUUCACAUUGCAACCAAUUAAUUUUGGCAUGGGAAAGAGACCAUUGAAAAUGUAUUCCUUCCCAUGGUUUUCUGACUUGAAAGACAUUUGAAUUGAAUUCUUAGACAAAGCCUUCAUGUUUGUAAUUCUAUUGUGCAGUGAUUUUUAGAUGGUGUCUCGCUGCAUUAUUUAAGGAUAUGAAAUGCUAUUUUUUUCUUUUUACCAAUUUUCACGGUGUACAGGAAGUAUACAGAGUGAAUAUGCCAAAGUGCCUGGGCACACAGUUGACCUUUGUUGGGUAGGACAGUUUUACAUCAGUGUUGGUGACAUGGAAAAGGAGGGAAGUUGUCUAUUGUAGCUUUUAUUCUGGUAACACUUAAGACUGUAGUUCUCAGAAAAAGCAUGACUCGAUGACACAAUGCUGUUUGUAAGACAUCGUACAUCAAUUUUAAAUGAGAAAAAUGGGUGAUCGACAAAGACUGUUUCCUAAUACACUACAUCCAUUUAUGUUCUAGUGCCUUAAUUGUUUAAUUUACUUCUACAUUUUUGUUAUGACAUACGUGUGAGUGUUUAUUUUUAAUUUAGAUGGCUAUGCAUACAAAAUGUAUGCAGUCAAACCAAUCAGAUCAAACUGUUGUACCCAGAGUUUGGUACUGGUUUUUUUUUUUUUUCUCUGAUCCUGUACAAGAACAAUAAAUAUAAUUAAAUUUCA